AUGACACUCCCUUGCAUUGUCCUGCUUCUUACUCCCACGCGUCUGCGAACCCGGCGCUCCGCCUUGCUCUCCCGUAUAAACACUCUGCAAGACAUCAUCUCCGCUCUGCUCAAGGAGAAGGCCCUCCCUCAGUCAGAUGGGGACCGUGCGUUAGUUGGUCUGGCUGAGAUCAGCACGGCGCUGGAGCACUCCGAAGGGAGCAGAGUAUGCACGUUGUGGUAUCUCUGGCAAGCGGAAUCGAGGUUAGACGCGCUGGAGGAGCAACAUGAGGCAGCAAUAACCGCCUGGCGCAGAUGGACCGGUAGGGAAGUGAACGCAGAGACGCUGCCCUAUCUGGAUCGAAGAUUAUCAGAACGCGUCACACGGGAGAAGGGGCGGAGAGAUAGGCGGGAUGAGGACGAGAAGGACUUUGAGGAAGAGAUGGGCAUGGUCUAA
This is a messenger RNA of Dacryopinax primogenitus, 435 nucleotides long. RefSeq lists its product as uncharacterized. The record is from RefSeq and is a predicted model, not a curated record. NCBI's taxonomy places the organism in Eukaryota, Fungi, Basidiomycota, Dacrymycetes, Dacrymycetales, Dacrymycetaceae. The coding region runs from base 1 to 435 and encodes 144 amino acids. The transcript has 4 exons.